Messenger RNA from Momordica charantia (bitter melon), 1875 nucleotides. It is a transcript of the gene RABE1B, whose product is annotated as RAB GTPase homolog E1B. Gene Ontology annotation, molecular function: GTP binding; translation elongation factor activity; GTPase activity. Gene Ontology annotation, biological process: mitochondrial translational elongation. The record is from RefSeq and is a predicted model, not a curated record. Gene Ontology annotation, cellular component: mitochondrion. Lineage: Eukaryota; Viridiplantae; Streptophyta; Magnoliopsida; Cucurbitales; Cucurbitaceae.
AGAACGCCCCCAUUUGAGGCCCUCUUUUGUCUUCCCAUUUCUACAAGAUAACACUCUUCUCUCCUCACUUCCCAAGUCCCAAAUCCAUUCUCUGCCCUCCAUUGCUCCCUCUCUCAGCUUUCUCGCUCAACCAUGGCGGCUAUUUCCUUAGCUUCGGCUUCUACCUCCACUAAGCUCGUUUUCCCACAUGCCUCCCCCUCCCCCUCUUCGCCGCCGGCUUCUCUCUUCGCCAAACCCUCCUCAAUACCCAAACUCUCCUCCUCUUUCUUGAACCCAUCUUCAAUUCGUCCUUUAACCUUCUCCUCGGGCUCUUCCGCGACCGUGGCCCGUCCCCGCUCCUUCACAAUCCGAGCCGCCCGUGGCAAAUUCGAGCGGAAGAAACCCCAUGUCAAUAUCGGCACAAUCGGGCACGUCGACCAUGGCAAAACCACGCUCACCGCCGCCUUGACCAUGGCUCUCAGCAAAGCCCCAAAGAAGUACGACGAAAUUGACGCCGCCCCCGAAGAACGAGCCCGAGGUAUUACAAUCAACACCGCCACAGUCGAGUACGAGACCGAGAGCCGGCAUUACGCCCACGUCGAUUGCCCUGGCCACGCUGACUACGUCAAGAACAUGAUUACUGGUGCUGCUCAAAUGGACGGCGCUAUUUUGGUGGUUUCGGGUGCCGACGGCCCAAUGCCACAGACCAAGGAGCAUAUUCUGUUGGCCAAGCAAGUGGGUGUCCCCAAUAUGGUGGUGUUUCUCAACAAGAAGGAUCAAGUUGAUGACGAGGAGCUUCUGCAGCUUGUGGAAUUGGAGAUGAGGGAAUUGCUUUCGUCUUAUGAAUUCCCAGGUGAUGAUGUGCCAAUUAUUGCUGGUUCUGCUUUGUUAGCUUUGGAAGCUCUAAUGGCUAACCAAAGUAUUGCUAGAGGUGAAAACGAAUGGGUGGACAAAAUUUUUGAACUUAUGGAUGCUGUAGAUAGCUAUAUACCAAUACCCGAAAGACAAACUGAUCUUCCAUUUUUGCUAGCUGUUGAAGAUGUGUUUUCUAUUACUGGUCGUGGUACUGUGGCUACAGGCCGUGUUGAAAGGGGUACCAUUAGGGUUGGGGAUACAGUGGAUAUUGUGGGAUUGAGGGAAACUAGAAACACCACAGUAACAGGGGUGGAAAUGUUUCAGAAGAUUCUUGAUGAGGCUUUGGCUGGGGAUAAUGUAGGAUUGUUGCUUAGAGGUGUUCAGAAGGCUGAUAUUCAAAGAGGGAUGGUUUUAUCCAAGCCUGGCACCAUCACCCCACACACCAAGUUUCUAGCAGUUGUGUAUGUGUUGAAGAAGGAAGAGGGUGGUAGACAUUCGCCGUUUUUCGCCGGUUACAGACCGCAAUUUUACAUGAGGACGACGGAUGUCACCGGUAAGGUGACUUCGAUUAUGAACGACAAGGAUGAGGAGUCGAAAAUGGUUAUGCCGGGAGACCGAGUGAAAAUGGUUGUGGAACUGAUUAUGCCGGUGGCUUGUGAACAAGGAAUGAGGUUUGCCAUCAGAGAAGGUGGGAAGACUGUGGGAGCUGGUGUAAUUCAAUCAAUAAUCGAGUGAGUGAUAGGAAGAACAAGAAACAACUUGAUCCCGGAAACCAAUUGAAAUGCUCCUUACUCCUUUUUAAGUUAGGCUAAAUUUGAACCAACAUCAAUGACUUGUUUUCUUCAUUUUGUGCAACUUUCUGGAUUCAAUGUCAUAUAUUUGUAGUUUUGUUGUCCUCUUGUUGGUUGGCUCGGACAUCACAUGUCACAGCGUGGCUGGAUAAUGUUUUUAUGAUGGUAUAUUUGCAGAUACCUUUUUUCCCCUCUCUUAUGCUGCUAAGUUUUGUCUGAGGUUUUUCAAUGAAGAAUCUGCCUUGUUGCA